This is a messenger RNA of Effrenium voratum, 1490 nucleotides long. Lineage: Eukaryota; Dinophyceae; Suessiales; Symbiodiniaceae. The record is from the annotation of a GenBank genome assembly.
AUGUGCGCUUGGCCUGACCAGUACGCCGGUGUGUGCCAGCGCCGUAUGCCCAAUGGGGUGUUGCAUUACCUUGCACACUCGCUUAGGGGAAGGCGCUACAGGACAAUGUUCAGCGGGGUGGAUGCUCCGGGAGUUGCGCUCUACAGCAUGACGGCCAUGGUCAAAGACUACUUGAACAUCCCCAGCAUGGAGGGGCCAUCGCACGAGAGCGCUGUGGAGUGGAACGUGAGCUGUCAGGAUGAGCUUCAGUCGGGGCCGUGCAAGCCGAAGCAUCUUUUUCGUGACAUCAAGGGGUUUUUCAAGCCCGAGGUGCUGGCAACAAUCCAAUCUGUGCGUGAGAGAGGCCUACCGCUCAACCGCCACACGGUGAUGCCCAUGCUACACAGCGGCAAGGCCACAAAGCGCACCUCCUUCUGCGUGCUGCAUCAGAAGGAGUGCGUCGUGGAGCCCUGCCGCGAAGCCUAUGCAGGCUUUCCAUGCGUGUCUUGGUCGCCCCAAGGUAGCCGCCAACGUGACGAUUCUGAGGAUUUUGAUUGCUGGUGCGCAAUGGCAGCUCUGGUCCUGGACGUAGAGGACGACUGCGUCAUCGUUGAGUGCUCCCACAUGUAUGACACAUCAAUCUUGGCAGAGGCGUGGAACCCAAAGUACGCUUCUUUCUUUGUGGUGAUUGAUGCCAUGAAUUUUGGGACAGCUUCCAGACGGCAAAGAAUGUGGGGGGCAUGCAUCAGCCGCUCCACGAUCACGCAAUCGUGGAGCAGCCUGCAAAACGUGAUCCCCAUGUUCUACAGGUGCGUGGCCGCCUCUUUUGACUUCUCGCAUUACCUGAUUGCUACGCGUGAUGAGCUGGAUGCUGAAUUGAAGUGGGCGAUGACACGACCCAAGUCUUUGGCAUCUGGCAAGUCCUUGGAUGAGCUGAAGAGGUCUCCGCGACCUUUCUGGGAGGCACUGACAGCGAAAGAACAGGAGUUCGAGCUGAAGUACGCAAAGGUGCACCAGCCUUCUGUGGCCCGCUCGCUCAACCAGAACCCGGACAAACACGGCCAAGCGUCGCAGGGGCGAGUGCUUCACGCGAUGAUCAAGAAUUGCGGCGUCGUUUGGUUGCCUUCCGCAGACCGAUGGUUGGCCCCGUCCGAAUUGCUUGCCAGCCAAGCGUUUCCUGUCCGCCCUGAGCUUGCAAGCCCAACGAGCAAACAUUCCCACUUGGUUUGCUCCUUUGCAGCUGAUGCCGCCAGCGGUUUGCAGCUUGCUCCUGCGGAGGGCGUGCCGCGCAAGCGCACGCAUGCGUCAGUUGUGUCCCAGAUGGGCAACUCCAUGAACGUGGCGUGCUGUGGCGCGAUGGCGUUCUACUCGAUCCUUUGCACGCGGACCAGUUCUGAGAUGGCAGGUCAAGUCGAGGAGAUGAGCGCAGGAGGCGCUCCUCCUGCGCCCGCUUUUGGUGGGGAUGGGCCGCUCUGCAUCGACUCGAGCAGCGAGGGCGAAGAAGGCUCUGG